Molecule: messenger RNA, 2649 nt
Organism: Didymella exigua CBS 183.55
Lineage: Eukaryota; Fungi; Ascomycota; Dothideomycetes; Pleosporales; Didymellaceae
Product: glycosyltransferase family 3 protein
Exons: 4
Coding region: 342-2465 (707 amino acids)
Biological process (GO): glycogen biosynthetic process
Cellular component (GO): cytoplasm
Molecular function (GO): alpha-1,4-glucan glucosyltransferase (UDP-glucose donor) activity
Source: RefSeq, a predicted model, not a curated record
CGCUCGCGAGCGGCAGAGGGCGUCGGGCAGCUCAAUGCAUUGACAGUUUGACCGUGAUUGUGCCCUCCCUCGUCUGCGCUGCCCAUCCUGGAAAUAAUUCUGCAUUCUUUCCCUGCGCUCCCGAUUGCGGCUCCUCAACGUGCCCGCCACGGCCAGAUCGAUCCCAACACUAGCAAAUUCACGCUUGUCUUGCCGCCUGCAGUAGCCCGACCACCCGACCAGCCUCGAGCACGAAGCUGUCCAGCCGGACCCGGGACGCUCUCAGCUCUCCCCUCAAACCCUCAAAACUGCGGCGCAGCCCGUCACACCUCACGUAGCUGCCAGCAUUUCUGACCGACGCAAUGGCAACCGAGACGCGAGACAUCAACAACCACGUCCUCUUUGAGGUCGCGACCGAGGUCGCCAACAGAGUGGGUGGCAUCUACUCUGUGCUCAAGUCCAAGGCCCAGGUCACUACCGCCGAGUAUGGCGCAGCAUACACGCUGCUGGGGCCCUGGAACAGAGCUUCGGCGCAAGUCGAGGUCGAGCCCAUAGAGCCCAAGGACCCUGCUCUGCUAGCGACCAUCAAGUCGAUGGACGAGCGCGGCAUCAAGACGCUGUACGGACGCUGGCUCAUUGAUGGAGCUCCUCGCGUGCUCCUCUUCGACACCAGCACGGGCUACAGGUGGCUCGACGAGUGGAAGGGCGACUUGUGGUCCUCGGCUGGCAUUCCCUCGCCCCCUGGCGACUCUGAGACCAACGAGGCCAUCGUUUUCGGCUACCUGAUUGCAUGGUUCUUGGGCGAGUACACAUUUCACGAGAAGAAGCGCGCUAUCAUCGUGCAAUUCCACGAGUGGCUCGCUGGCGUCGCAGUGCCGCUCUGCAAGAAGCGCCGCAUCGAUGUGACCACCAUCUUCACCACCCACGCCACGCUACUUGGUCGCUACCUCUGCGCUGGCUCAGUCGAUUUCUACAACAACCUGCAAUACUUCGAUGUCGACGCCGAGGCUGGGAAGCGCGGUAUAUACCACCGCUACUGCAUCGAGCGCGCAGCAACACACGCGGCCGAUGUGUUCACAACUGUCUCUCACAUCACCGCCUACGAGAGUGAGCAUCUCCUCAAGCGCAAGCCGGACGGCGUCCUCCCCAACGGUCUGAACGUCAAGAAGUUCUCGGCUACCCACGAGUUCCAGAACUUGCACCAGCAGUCCAAGGUCAAGAUCAACGAUUUCAUCCGAGGUCACUUCUACGGCCACAACGACUUCGACCCUGACAAGACCCUCUACUUCUUCACUGCCGGACGAUACGAGUACCGCAACAAAGGUGUGGAUAUGUUCAUCGAGUCUCUGGCACGAUUGAACCACAAGAUGAAGAACGAGAACUCGGACAUGACUGUUGUGGCUUUCAUCAUUCUGCCAGCACAGACCACUUCGCUGUCCGUCGACUCGCUCAAGGGGCAAGCUGUCAUCAAGUCUCUGCACGACACUGUUGACAACAUCGCUGCAAACGUAGCCAAGAAGCUCUUUGAGCGCUCAUUGACCUGGACUGAAGGCCAGGAACUGCCCGAAGACAAGGACCUGCUCUCGCCCCAGGACAAGAUCUUGCUCCGUCGCCGAUUGUACGCAAUGAAGAGGCACAACCUGCCUCCUAUCGUCACCCACAACAUGGCGAAUGACUCGGAGGACCCAGUCUUGAACCAGCUGCGAAGAUGCCAGCUGUUCAACCACCCUUCAGACCGCGUCAAGGUCGUGUUCCACCCUGAGUUCCUGAACUCUGCCAACCCCGUUCUUCCUCUCGACUACGACGACUUCGUCCGCGGAACCCAUCUCGGUGUGUUCUCAUCAUACUACGAGCCUUGGGGCUACACACCCGCCGAGUGCACGGUCAUGGGUGUCCCUAGCAUCACCACCAACCUGUCAGGAUUUGGUUGCUACAUGGAAGAGCUGAUCGAGAAUGCCCAGGAUUACGGUAUCUACAUUGUCGACCGCAGGAUGAAGGGCGUAGAUGACUCAGUCAACCAGCUCGUGGACUACAUGUUCGACUUCACAAAAAAGAGCAAGCGUCAGCGUAUCAACCAGCGUAACCGAACAGAGCGAUUGAGCGAUCUGCUUGACUGGAAGCGCAUGGGUCUCGAAUACGUCAAAGCUCGACAGUUGGCGCUGCGGAGAGCGUACCCCAACGCAUAUGAAGACGAUGAUGAGCCCGACUUCUUCAGCGCUAACGAGGCGAAGAUCUCGAGGCCAUUAUCUGAGCCCGGAUCGCCCCGGGACCGCUCGGGCAUGAUGACACCUGGCGACUUUGCCUCACUGCAGGAGGGUCGUGAAGGGCUGAGCACCGAGGACUACAUCGCGUGGAAGCUUCCCGAGGAGGAAGAGACGGACGAAGUGUUCCAGUUCCCGCUCACACUCAAGCCCAAGAAGGGCACAGGCUCGGGGGCGGUGACACCGACGCUCGAGACGCCCACCAAGGCCAACGGCACAGAGUAGGGGUGUACAUGGAGAAGAGCAGGCGGAAGAAGGUGCAUUGUCUGUUAAUGUUUUGUAUCCCUUUCAGGCCAUCGUUAUUGCAUGGAGAGAAGCCGCGACGCGUUACGAUGUACUACCAGAUCUGUCAAUACUAUGGUGCCCACAGUGCUAUUGAAGCAGUUCUCUUGAAUCAUGUCAGUGCUGU